AUGGAGCGGAGCGGCAGCGGCGAGAACGGAAUGGAGAGAACCGGGAACGGCACCGGGAAUAACUCCGGGAACGGCACCGGGAAUGGCAGCGGGAGCGGGCGGGCAGCGCCGCCUGGCGGCCGCGGGCUGGCAUUGCUGUGCCUGGCGCUGCUGCUGCUGCUGCUGCUGCCCCCGGCCCGGGCCCUGCCCAGCGCGGUGCGGGCACGGACCGACCCUGACCGGGCACUGACCGGCCCUGACCGGGCACUGACCAGCACGGAACGGGCACUGACCGAACCGGACCGGUGCCUCAACCGCUCCCGGCAGCUCCUGGAGGCCGCCAACGCCGCCCCGCAGCGGCUGAAGGAAUCCAACACGCUGGGGUUUGAAUGCAGCCUGGAGGAGGUGGAUCUGCACGACAUCACUGAGAACCAGCUCAACACCCUCCGAGCCUGCACAGCUGCGGAUCCAGGGCCUGGAAAUUGCCCAGUCCUGGAAAAAUCAACUUUUGACGAGGGAAAAUGCCUGCAGGGCAUCUCUGAGGAUGUGAGAGCCUACAGGGCGCAGCUGAGGAGCCUCCCUGACCCCCAGCUGCUGGCAGCCCUCGAUGGGAUGAUGGAGGCUCUGGGCAGCAGCACCGGGCAGGUUCCGGAGGCACUGGGAUCACUGGGACCAUCGGGAGCGCUGGGAUCGGCGCCGUUCGCGGCGCGCCUGCGGCUCUGCGCCACGCUCCAGGCCCUGCGCAUCCGCAGCGUCACCAUCUCCAGGGUGCUGAGCUUCCUCAGCUCCCCCUGACCCCACACCCAGCACCCCCGGAAUCCCCACAGCUGCGGUAAAUUCCCAGCUUUGGGAUUUAAGCUACACCUGAGCACCAAAACGUUCCUGACUCCGAUUUAUCCGUAUUUGCUCUGCUGAUUGCUCAGGAACCGAGAGCUGCUCACGAUAAUUCCUCUUCUUGGGGAUCCCUUCCAACUCAGGAUAUUCUAUUCCAUGUUUUAUUCGGGGUGACAUUCCAUUCUGCUCCCUGAUUUUUAUGACGAUAUUCCUUGAUUUGUGAUUCCAUUCUAUUUCAUGAUUUAUGAUGGU
This is a messenger RNA of Zonotrichia leucophrys gambelii, 1065 nucleotides long. RefSeq names its product interleukin 12A (gene IL12A). NCBI's taxonomy places the organism in Eukaryota, Metazoa, Chordata, Aves, Passeriformes, Passerellidae. The transcript is spliced from 6 exons. Gene Ontology annotation, cellular component: extracellular region. Gene Ontology annotation, biological process: immune response. Gene Ontology annotation, molecular function: growth factor activity; interleukin-12 receptor binding. The coding region runs from base 1 to 774 and encodes 257 amino acids. The record is from RefSeq and is a predicted model, not a curated record.